This is a messenger RNA of Ciona intestinalis (vase tunicate), 1450 nucleotides long. RefSeq names its product mitochondrial ubiquitin ligase activator of NFKB 1-like. NCBI's taxonomy places the organism in Eukaryota, Metazoa, Chordata, Ascidiacea, Phlebobranchia, Cionidae. Gene Ontology annotation, biological process: protein ubiquitination; organelle organization. Gene Ontology annotation, molecular function: ubiquitin-protein transferase activity. The record is from RefSeq and is a predicted model, not a curated record.
UAUUUUAAUAUUUGUUCAUGUUAUUGCUGGUUUUUAAUUAAGGAUUUUGUGUAAUGUUGUGGUGAUUAAGCUGGUUUGGUUAAAGCUUUCUGGGUUUUAAAAUGCUUUGAAUGAUUAAAGAAUGUUAUGACAAAUAAAGAAUAAUUUUAUGGCCAUAUUAAACACAUGCAGUGUUUUAAUUAAUUGCAGUAAUGGAGAAUUUCGUUUAUGUAGGUGUAGCGGGGAUAUGAUGUAAUUGCUAGAAAAGAAUAAAAUGUUUGAGUCACUGCUUCAGUUGGUGGAUGAACGGUUCAUCAUUGAAUCAACACUGUUAGCAUUGGGUAGCUCAUUGUCCGCUAUUUUCUACUAUCUUCAACACAAGUAUAAUGCUAAAGCUGACCAGUUGGAAGAUGCUGUUAUGCUUGAUCUGGAUUCAAACCUGAGAUCGAUGGUCAGAGAUGCCCCUCAUGGAAUCAUUCCAUAUGCUGCCAUUAAUGGCCAUGUUAGGUGUGAUGGUAAUCCGUUAAGCUGCGACUCAUUGCCAGAAAUCAAGGGAGUUUUUUGGGAAAAAACUACAGCUGAGCAUAAAGAUGUGUGGGCCAAGUAUUCAAACACUUGGCAUAGCGUUAACCAUACAGUUUCAUCUCUAUCUAAAAGAACACCCUUUUUUUUAAGCAAAGACUCAAAGUCUAAAGUUGAAGUAAUCGACCCUGAAAAGUCUGCAUGGUUUUCUGACAGUGUUGAAGUUGUACAUGACUCCUACACACCACAAUCACAGUCAGUUGUGGAUAGUAUUGUUGGCUUUGUAAGUGGUGAACGGUUAAAGGGCUUCAGCACCACAGAAAAAAUGCUCCGCCUUGGCUCAAAGCUGUGUGUAAUUGGAGAGAUUGUGUUCGAGGACAAUACUCUGAAAAUUCGCCAACCUGCUGUAGGUUAUGGUGAAUACAUUGUCAGUAAAUUUUCCCAGAGCGAGAUUGUGUCUUCCUUUCGAAGCAAGGGUAAAUUCUGGAAAGGCUUUUCUAUAAUCAUAGGAGCUUCGUCUGUAGUUGCGAUAUAUUUCAUUGUGAGAAGAUUGAGGAAGAAAUGGAUAAGACUUCAGCAGGAGCAGAGGACACAAGAGGAGAUGCGAGAAGUUCGACUGCAAAGAGCUCAUAGAGCAAGACAGGCGAACAGGGAACCAGAAUCAAAUAAUGACAAUUCAUGUGUUGUUUGUCUAACUAACCCCCGCGAAUGUAUUCUGUUAGACUGUGGGCAUAUUUGUGUUUGUAUAGAUUGUUUAGAAGCUCUGCCUUCGCCCAAACAAUGUCCAGUCUGCAGGUCAGAUGUAGCACGUAGUUUACCAAUUUUUGUUGCGUAAUUUCUUGUGAUUUGUUAUCAGGCAAAGCUUUGUGUUGCAGUUUAAUAAAUAUCAUGCUUACAAACCAUUUUAUACUUUAUAUCCUAGUUUAUGUUAUUUUCUCUUCAACUGUAG